AUGAGAACCAGAAGGUCGAAUCGCACAAAACGGUACACGCUCGAUCAAUACGACUUUCUUGAGUCUGGAGACGAGGAGCAGCCUCAGAAGAGCCGCAAAACUGCUGAAGACAAUGACGAUAAUUUCGAGGCAGCCGCCGAGGAGCGUAGCGCUGGAGAGGACGAGGAGGAAGAGGAAAACGAGGAUGAGGACGAGCAGAUGAACGACAGCGGCAGCGACGCAAGUGCAGCAGAGAAGCCGUCUCGCCAGCGCGCAAAAAGGACCAAGCAGCCGAAACAGACCAAGCAGAGCAGGCCAGUCGACGUGGGCGUCUUGGAAGUGACGGGAUAUCUCGAUGUCGAACUCGUCCCUCCAGAGGGCCAGCACAAGGGCUAUGUCGGGCCUUACGAUCGGGGCAUGCGCGGCAAGGCGCUGGCGAGGACCUUGUUUGGCCCUAAUCCCGAUCGCAUAAGCAUGGCCCUCGAGCUGCUGGAGCGCUGGAGCGGGUGGACGCUCCUCCCCCCAAAGGUGCCGCAAGAUGAGGAUGAGCCUACGGACAAGGGCUUCUGGAUUCCCGGCGGACUCGACAGGGAGGCUCGUCUUGCCGAGAAAUGGCACGUGCAGAUGAGCGCCGCUCUGCCGUCCGACAAUGUCUGGUUGGAGUUGAACCGGGAGGAGUCUGAGGCGUUUCGACUUCCCCAGCUUAGCAUGCCCAUGUUGACGGGCCCACGGGAGACACAGCUGGAGCUGUCGAUGGAGCCCGGGCGCUGCUAUUCCAUGUCGCAGAGCAACAUACCGUACGACCAAGACAAGGACGAAAACAAGGUGCAGAGCGGGUGGGUGCUGGAUGUGGGCGGCAUCGUCCUGGGCAUGGACUGGGCGCCUCGGCGAGACAAGAACCCCAAACAGCUGCUUGCUCUGGCAAUCAUACCCCAGUCCGACCAAGAGAUGUACAACUACGAGGAAGAGUCCGUAAAGCCCGGCUUCCAGAAGCAAGGCGUUGUUCAGAUCUGGGAGUUUCAGGGUAUCACGACGGACGAUGGGUUCAUCCGACCGUCAAGCGAGCCCGCGAUUCUUCGGAAGACGUUGUGCGUGGACUGUGGGAGGAUUAGGCGGGUCAGAUGGAGCCCGUCGCGCAAUCAUAUUGCGUUUCUCUGCGGCGAUGGCAGCGUAUACAUUGCCGAUGCUGGGGAUCUUGACGGCCAGGAAGAGAGCGUCUACUAUCAGCUACAUAGGCCACUUGCGGUCCUCAGUCUGGCUGAUGAGUACGCUAUAAAGGCAACUGCCAUGACCUGGGUCAACUGCAAUCGCAUGGCCGUCGGCUAUUCCGACGGCUCCAUCGCUCUCUGGUCGAUUUACCCUCAGUGUCUCCUGUCUCGGCACCCUGUCCAUCACAACGACAUCAUUGACAUGGCAUCGGGGUACCCGACCAUGCCAACUGUCAUUGUUUCACUCCCCGUCGGUGGCACUGCUCGAAUCCUUGACCUCCAAGCUCCGAGCUACGAAGUCACUGAAGCCCAAAGACCACUGGUGCAUACACAGCCGGGCCUCUUGGGCUACAGUGAUCAUCUACUGGGUUUCAUAUCCAUAUAUCCUUCCGCUAGUGCCCUGAACACGAUUAUUGGAUUUAUGCACCAUGCGCAUUUUCCCGUUUGCAGGAGGAUCUUCACUGGGGAUAGUUUCCUCACCUGCUUGGCCAUUGGGCGACUUCACCCCUAUCUACUCGUCGGCGCCAUGGACGGCUCUCUGUGGUGUUUUAACGCCCAGACGGAGGUCUUCAGCAAUCGGCAUGAGAUGACAGACAAGAUACGCAUCUUCCGGCACGAGCACCGGCCGGGAUAUUUGUUCCCUCCCAACUCUCCUGCGGCUGCUCGGGGUGUUUGUCGCGUCUCGCACGGCUAUGGAGUGGACAAGAAUCGGAACACGAAGCUGGAUGGCAAACAGACUGCGAAGAAGGGCAAGAAACUGCGAGCCAAGGAGCCAGCUGAGGCUCCUGAGGGCGAGCGAGAGGGCGAAGGAGAAGAGGACGAGGAGGAAGCUGGCGACACCGAUCCAUCUCGAGCUACGCUGCACGAGGCGCUGACACGACUUACUGCUAUUGAGUGGAAUCCAAAUCUGGACUAUGGAUGCUGGGCGGCGGUGGCCAUGGGGUCUGGCCUUGUACGAGUAAUUGAUCUGGGACUAGAGAAAUUCCCCGAAGCGGCAUGA
Trichoderma citrinoviride is the source of this 2187-nucleotide messenger RNA. RefSeq lists its product as hypothetical. The transcript has 2 exons. Gene Ontology annotation, molecular function: protein binding. Lineage: Eukaryota; Fungi; Ascomycota; Sordariomycetes; Hypocreales; Hypocreaceae. Bases 1 to 2187 code for a protein of 728 amino acids. Gene Ontology annotation, biological process: transcription by RNA polymerase III. Gene Ontology annotation, cellular component: transcription factor TFIIIC complex. The record is from RefSeq and is a predicted model, not a curated record.